Molecule: messenger RNA, 3499 nt
Organism: Silurus meridionalis
Lineage: Eukaryota; Metazoa; Chordata; Actinopteri; Siluriformes; Siluridae
Product: immunoglobulin domain-containing protein
Exons: 5
Coding region: 1898-2779 (293 amino acids)
Biological process (GO): positive regulation of natural killer cell mediated cytotoxicity directed against tumor cell target; cytokine production; positive regulation of natural killer cell cytokine production
Cellular component (GO): external side of plasma membrane
Source: RefSeq, a predicted model, not a curated record
AAUGGUGUGAUUAAUAUUAUCUCACCUUUUUAUUUAUAUUGAGGUUACUAAGACAAAAGAAUGAGCUUGCCAUUUUACUGAUCAAACAAAGCCUCUGUCUUAAAGAAUUUCCUGUAAAUAUUUUUUUUUUAUUAGUUUAAACUUGUGAUUUGCCUGGCUGCCAGAACUAUGUUAUAGAUAGGGCUGCAUCACACUGCCCUGAAUAUGAGUAAAAUUGAAAAAAUUUUUUAUGCAAUGCCUUUUAUGCUAUAGCUAUUUUAAUAUUGAAAUAUAUUUUUCAAGUCUAGCACAACUGGGGACAGUACUGCUUUCACUAAUCACAUAUGUCUAUAACAAAAUCCUAUUACAAACAAAAUCUAAUAUACUUAGGCUUUGAUUUAUUUCACAAAUAACAAAGUAUAUGUUGGAGGCUAGGCCUUAUAUAACAAUCGCUUUGCUAAUAUGUGCAAUGGCAGGAUUGUACUGUAGACUCAUAAAUGCUGAGUUCUCUGUUAUCGUUAAAUUCAGUUGGUUUUGCUUUCAGUUCCAGUGGAUUACCUUAUUUUUUAACCAGCUCAACUAAUAAAUUUAACAAAAAGUAGCUAGUAGUAAUGACAACAGGCAGAGAAGCAACACAAUGCUGGUUGAGUGAUGACAUUUCUGACACUGGGUUUGUCUCUUGUCUGACACCCUGCAACUGUACGUGUACAUAGAUGAAAUGGUCUCUGGUUUAAUGUGAAAUUCCUAUAUAUUUGUAUCAUCACUGAUACACAACACACAAUAAAUUCUACUUUCACUGUGCAACUAUUACAUAAACAGUAUUUAUAUAUGUGAAUUAUGUAGCUCACAAAGUUCAGUUGCCACCUUGUGGCAAAAGGAAUUAUAAAGCACUAUAUAACAAAGCAAAAUAAAACGUUUAAAAUGAUUUACAUUUGCAGUGAUGAAACAGCACAGAAAGAUUUAAAUGUCUGUUCAAAUCACUCAAAACUUGCUUGAAAGAGUAUGUAAGUUAAAUGAAAAACAGUGAGAUGAGGUAGCGCUAGUAAACACAGGAAAUUAGUUUUUAUAGAUAUUAGCAUGCUCUAAACUAAAAGGGAGUACAUGUAUAGUAUAAAGGAAGUAUUUCUUCUUUAAAAUCUUCUCUUGCCCAUUUUUUGCACAGACACAAAUGAAAAGACUUAGGACGGUAGCUUCAGCUAUUUAAAUAUACAUAAAUGGCACAAAAAUAUACCAAACGGGUCCCUACUUUGUGAUUUUAGGUUAGUGUUUCUUAAAUAGUGUUCAAUAAUGUCUCUAACAUAAUGUGUACAGUUUUCUACACGUUUGCAGCAUAUGCUGGUUGUAGGAUUGCCUGCUUGGUCUACUCAUUAUCUUUCAAUUUUACACAUUUCAUGUGGUGCAUGUAAAGUAUGUGAUUCUAAAUUAUGCAUUCAAUUGAUAAUUGAACAGAAGGAACACUAAAAUUCUAAAUACAGAAAACAAUUAUUUCAUACUGAGCAAAUGCUUCCUCUGUCAUCAAAAAGCAAGAAUUUAAAAUGAAGCACAUGGUGCAUACAACAAAGCAUUUAUUUCUCUUCUCUUCUUAAAUCUUAAAUUUUUAAUUCGUAAAUUAUAGAUUUUUUUUUGCAUGUGCGUUGUGGUGAGCUUUAUGGAAACUCCCACAUGUUAAAGAACACUUGUCAUCACUUCCUUCCUGUGAAGACCUACUGAAUUAUGUUUGAGCUGACAGUGGAAAAUAACACAACUGAAAAAAGACAGAGUCAGAGCAAGAUUUUAAUCAGUCUGCAAAUUUUUUAACUCUAUAAAUUCUUAGAUGUAAGCAGUUUAUUGUUUUAUUCUUUUACAUGUCGGAAAUUGGUUCUUAGCAAGGUGGAAUUAAGAUUGUAGAGAAAAGAGUCUUUUGUGUAAAAGAGCAGCCAUGAUUAAGAGUUCUCUCUGUGUGUUUUUCAUCGUUUCCUUCCUGCACACAGGCAUCUCCAACAGCAGGAUAUCUAUCAGUCUCAGUCAGGAAGGAGAUAACAUAAUCUUGACCUGUGUCCUUUAUGGAAAUGAGAGUCUCACUCAGAUCAACUGGGAGAUGGUGCAAGGUUCUAUUUACACCAAACUAGGAAUCUUUCAUCCUACUCAAGGCAUCCACAUCUUCUCUGAGCACUUUGGCAAAAUAAAGAUACAGGGGAAACACAAACCUCUGGCACUCUCAGACCUUUCCUUUCAGAAAGCAGCAAUAAAUGAGAGUGGACAAAUCUGCUGUCAGUUCAUUACCUUUCCAUCAGGCAUUCUGAAGCAAUGUACUGACAUCAGUGAUGCAGCCAUAAAAAGUGUGCUCAAAUCUCAGGAAGCAGAACCCCAUGAAGCAGGACGAAAGCAGGGUUUAUUUGGGCAAUUUGGAGCUUUGGCAGUCGGAUGCAUACUUUCUGUCUCAUUUCUGACUAUUUCUAUCUACAUUUUCCAGAGGUGCUUCUGUAGGAGACAAGUACUUGAGAUACAACAUAUGUAUACAGACCCAUCAACGUUUACAGAGAUGUACACGGAAGAGGCACAUGAAGUCCCCCCCUCAACCUCUGGCUUUGACCCCUCAAAAUUAUAUGCAAAGAUUAAAGAGGAUUUGUAUUAUGGCCGGCUAUGGAAGGCCUAUCAAGGAAGAACACGUGUAUCAACACAAGGGUGUCUAGUUGGUUCACGACAGAUUUAUUACCGUCUUGGUGAAAAUCCUCUACGAAAAAAGGACCAAGAGAACACACCAAACAUCCCAGAUACAAUGGAUACAAUGACAAGAUCAUCUUCAGAUAGCAGUAACUAAACAUAAUAUCAUCUGCUAGUCAAUAGAAGCUACUACUUGAACAUAUUGUGGAAAGCAGGCAAUUGUACAAUGUAGUAGCACUAGUAGUAUUAGUGUUACUUCUUAAGAUACAAUUUUAAGGUAUAAUUAUAAGGUCCACAGACAUAGAAAGCACAGGAUGUGGAGACUUUUUUCACAUUUAAUUCUACACACCACUCUACAAUGCAAACACAACUAUAAUUACACAAAUAUAUAGCAGUGUUUUGCUCUAUAUGUAUACUUUGUAUUCAAGGUCAUUUUAUUUCUAUUUUGUUAGCGGUUAUACAUUUAAAUGAAAAUAAUACAUUUCCUUGGAUUGCUUGUAUCUUAUUUACUAGUGCUAUAAAAUGUUAAGUAUGUCAAAAUUAUUUUCAUGAUUUAUCAUAAGUGAAUGCCUGUAUGUGAAGAGGUAGCAGUUAUGUUAUAAUUGCUAGAUUGUUAUACAUUUGUAGUAUUCUAAUAUAUAAGAUUGAUAUAUUUAAUAAAAUGUAAUGUUUGGACAGGUGGGAGGGGAAAAGCCAGACUUCAGUCUUGGAUGGUUGUGUUAGAAAUGCAACUAAUGUAACCAAAAACAGUGCUAUAACACGAUAGCAGAACUUUGUUAUUGUACUAAAUGGAAGGGGAAAUUAAAAUGUUUGUGAGCAGACCCAAAUUAUAGACCCUAUGUAACAGGGAAAAUAAAUAAAACAUUUAUUUUAUGAA